CUAACGGUCUUUUGUAAGGAGACAAGGCCGUUCAACAGAGAAGAAUUGUACUGUGUACUUAAGAAAAUAAUUUUUAUUUAAACAAAGGCAUACUAUGUCUUCUAUCGAGACAGAAUCGAAGAAAGUGCUUAUGAUUUGCUUAGGCAAUAUUUGUCGUUCGCCUAUAGCAGAGGCUGUAUUCCAGAAUGAAGUGAAGAAGAGAGGUUUGCAAGAUCAGUGGAAGGUAGAAAGCGCUGCCAUUAUUGGAUAUCAUACAGGUAAAAAACCAGAUAUUAGAGCACGGGAUACGCUAACGGAAAAUGGAAUCAUUGAUUAUUCCCAUACAGCCCGCAAAAUCGAAUUAGACGACUUCGACAAAUAUGAUUGGAUAUUUGGUAUGGAUCAGGGAAACAUUAAAGAUUUACUUAGUACGAAACCAACGACUUCCCAAGCAAAAGUGGAACUUCUAGGAAGUUAUAAUCCAAGCGGAACAAUUAUAAUACGAGAUCCGUAUUACGACAGCGAUAGUGCAGGAUUUCAGAAAGCCUAUGAUCAAUGUAUAACAUGCAUAACAGCAUUUUUGGACAAAUAUUCAAGUUAAUGAGAAGACUGUUCUAAAGAAUCAAUUUACCUAUAUAUUUUUAGAAGAAUAUGUUCUGAACCAAUAGAUCCAAAAUUUUUAAAUAUUAAAUUUAUUACAAAAUAGAAUGUUUCCCAAGAAUAUCAUCAUAUUUAAUAUAGAGAAAUGAAUAUUGAUAACAUCAUUCAUAAGAUCAUUAUAAACUUAUUGGUAUGUUCUAAGAUAAUUAUAUAAGAAAAGGAUGUGAGAAAUGUGUAAAUGUUAAA
Molecule: messenger RNA, 825 nt
Organism: Trachymyrmex cornetzi
Lineage: Eukaryota; Metazoa; Arthropoda; Insecta; Hymenoptera; Formicidae
Product: low molecular weight phosphotyrosine protein phosphatase
Exons: 5
Coding region: 95-580 (161 amino acids)
Biological process (GO): protein dephosphorylation
Cellular component (GO): cytoplasm
Molecular function (GO): acid phosphatase activity; non-membrane spanning protein tyrosine phosphatase activity
Source: RefSeq, a predicted model, not a curated record